AUGGGCGACCGGGAGCGCAACAAGAAGCGGCUGCUGGAGCUGCUGAGUGCGGCGGGCACCGGCAACGCUCAGUGCGCGGACUGCGGGGCAGCAGAUCCUGACUGGGCUUCUUACAAGCUGGGAAUCUUCAUUUGUCUGAACUGCUCCGGUGUCCAUCGUAAUUUUCCAGACAUCACCAAAGUGAAAUCCCUGAGACUUGAUUUCUGGGACGACAGCGUUGUGGAGUUUAUGACCCACAAUGGGAACCUCCGUGUGAAGGCCAAGUACGAAGCCCGAGUCCCUCCUUUCUACUAUGUCCCCCAGGCUGAUGACUGCCUGGUCUUAAAGGAACAAUGGAUUCGCGCUAAGUACGAGCGACAGGAGUUUAUGGCGGACGGGAAGGUCAUGUCACCCCCAGCAUCCGGUUACCGAGAGGGAUUCCUGUGGAAGCGGGGAAGAGACAAUGCACAGUUCCUGCGGAGAAAGUUUGUCCUUCUGGCCAAAGAAGGCCUCUUGAAGUACUUCACUAAAGAAGAGGGGAAAGGCCCCAAAGCCGUCAUCAGCAUCAAGGACUUGAAUGCCACCUUCCAGCCAGAGAAGAUAGGGAACCCCCACGGGCUGCAGAUCACCUACAGGAGAGACAGUGGCACCAGGAACCUGUUUGUGUAUCAUGAAAGUGGGAAGGAGAUAGUGGACUGGUUCAAUGCCCUUCGCGCAGCUCGUCUGCAGUACCUAAAGAUGACCUUUCCUGAUCUUCCAGAAUCUGAGCUCAUACCCCUCAUCACCAGGAAUUACCUCAAACAAGGCUUCAUGGAGAAGACUGGUCCAAAGCAGAGAGAGCCUUUCAAGAAACGGUGGUUCGCCCUGGAUCCUCAAGAGCGGAGGCUGCUCUACUACAAGAACCCUCUGGAUGCUUUUGAGCAGGGCCAGGUGUUUAUCGGAAGCAAAGAACAAGGCUAUGAAGUCUGCGAAGACCUGCCCAAAGGCAUCCGGGGCAAUCGCUGGAAAGUGGGCCUCACCAUGGUCACCCCGCAGCGGAAGUUUGUGUUCACCUGCCCCUCAGAGAAAGAGCAACGUGAAUGGCUGAAGAGUCUGCAGGACGUCCUGUCCUUCCCCUUCACCCCGCUCAGCCUCCUUGCUAUGUCAACAGAGAGUGGCCUCGGGAGCAGCAGCAGGUGA
This is a messenger RNA of Elephantulus edwardii (Cape elephant shrew), 1158 nucleotides long. RefSeq names its product ArfGAP with dual PH domains 2 (gene ADAP2). The transcript has 12 exons. The coding region runs from base 1 to 1158 and encodes 385 amino acids. The record is from RefSeq and is a predicted model, not a curated record. NCBI's taxonomy places the organism in Eukaryota, Metazoa, Chordata, Mammalia, Macroscelidea, Macroscelididae. Gene Ontology annotation, biological process: positive regulation of GTPase activity. Gene Ontology annotation, molecular function: phosphatidylinositol bisphosphate binding; GTPase activator activity. Gene Ontology annotation, cellular component: plasma membrane; intracellular membrane-bounded organelle.